UCGUUCCCGGGUAGUAUAAAGAUUGCUGUCUCCUUUGUUCGCCCUCGUUGCGCAGUCGUCCUAGCGUCAUUUCUGUUCCGUACUGAAAAUCGGUAGCUGUCACUGGUGCGGCGCUGCUCAGAAGGCCCCGUCGGCGAGCUCAAAGGAGCUUGAGACUGUCGCCAUCCCCUCCGGAGAGGAAAGAUGGUUGAAGCAGAUCGCCCAGGAAAGCUCUUUAUUGGUGGGCUUAAUACAGAAACAAAUGAGAAAGCCCUGGAGGCAGUGUUUGGCAAAUAUGGACGAAUAGUGGAAGUGCUUUUGAUGAAGGACCGAGAAACCAAUAAGUCAAGAGGAUUUGCUUUUGUCACAUUUGAAAGCCCAGCAGAUGCAAAGGAUGCUGCCAGAGACAUGAAUGGAAAGUCCUUAGAUGGAAAAGCCAUCAAGGUGGAGCAAGCCACCAAACCAUCAUUUGAAAGUGGCAGACGUGGACUACCUCCACCUUCAAGAAGCAGAGGUCCCCCCAGAGGUCUUCGAGGAGGAAGAGGGGGAAGUGGAGGAACCAGAGGACCCCCAUCACGGGGAGGACACAUGGAUGAUGGUGGCUACUCCAUGAAUUUUACUUUGAGUUCUUCCAGAGGACCUCUUCCAGUAAAAAGAGGACCACCACCAAGAAGUGGAGGUCCUCCUCCUAAAAGAUCAGCACCUUCAGGACCAGUUCGCAGCAGCAGUGGAAUGGGAGGAAGAGCUCCUGUGUCACGUGGAAGAGAUGGUUAUGGAGGCGCCAUAAGAGAGCCCCUGCCUUCUCAGAGAGAUGUUUAUUUGUCCCCGAGAGAUGAUGGAUAUUCCACUAAAGACAGCUAUUCAAGCAGAGACUAUCCAACUUCUCGAGAUACACGAGAUUAUGCACCACCACCAAGAGAUUAUACUUACCGUGAUUAUGGUCAUUCCAGUUCACGAGAUGACUAUCCAUCAAGAGGCUAUAGUGAUAGAGAUGGAUAUGGUCGGGAGCGCGACUAUUCGGAUCAUCCAAGUGGAGGUUCCUACAGAGAUUCGUAUGAGAGUUAUGGUAACUCACGUAGUGCUCCACCUACACGAGGGCCCCCGCCAUCUUAUGGUGGAAGCAGUCGCUAUGAUGAUUACAGCAGCUCACGUGACGGAUAUGGUGGAAGUCGAGACAGUUACACAAGCAGCCGAAGUGAUCUCUACUCAAGUGGUCGUGAUCGCGUGGGCAGACAAGAACGAGGGCUUCCCCCUUCUAUGGAAAGGGGGUACCCUCCUCCACGUGAUUCCUACAGCAGUUCAAGCCGCGGAGCACCAAGAGGUGGUGGCCGUGGAGGAAGCCGAUCUGAUAGAGGGGGCAGAAGCAGAUACUAGGAACAAACAAAACUUUUGGACCAAAAAUCCCCAUUCAAAGAAACAAACAAAAAAAUGGAAACUUUCUGUCAUAAACUACCCAAGGACUACUAAAGGAAAAAUUGUGUUACCUUUUUAAAAUUUCCUGUUCCCCUUAAUAAUUUUUAUGUUCUUGUGAGGGAAAAAGUAAGACAUGUUUAAUUUUAUUUGCUAUUAUGAGUUGCUUUCAACAAGCAAAUGUUAGAUGUGUAAGCCGUGACUUGUUACUAGUGUUGUAAUUUUCCAAGUAAAAGUGUCCCUGAAGGCCACUUCCUGAUUUUUCCCAGCAAAUGAGGCAAGCAAUCCCAAGAUCUUCCACAAACAUUUAGCCAUCUAGAUGUCCUUUGGUCUCUAUUGAGAGUUGAAUCACCCUGCCUGUGCAGACAAGCUAGCCAUUAGAGAGGGUUGGUGGGGUGUGAGGAUUUCAGGGUGUCUUCCAACUGAAAUCUCAAUGUUCGCAGUAUAUAUAUAUAUUCAAACAAACCAACCAACCUGAGAUCAGAUGCCUAGGCAUGUACUAUUUACCCAGUAACCCCCCCCCAAAAAAAAAAAAAAAAGCAAAUGGAUGCUGGCCAUAUUUUGCUUUUCUGACAUUUCCUUGGGAAUCUACAAGAACCUCCCUUCCCCCUCCCCGAGUAAGACCAUUUAAGUGUGUGUUAAACAACUACAAAAUACUAAAUAAAAAGUUUGGCCAAAAUCAACCAUGAA
This is a messenger RNA of Rattus rattus (black rat), 2079 nucleotides long. It is a transcript of the gene Rbmx, whose product is annotated as RNA binding motif protein X-linked. The record is from RefSeq and is a predicted model, not a curated record. Gene Ontology annotation, biological process: positive regulation of mRNA splicing, via spliceosome. Gene Ontology annotation, cellular component: spliceosomal complex. NCBI's taxonomy places the organism in Eukaryota, Metazoa, Chordata, Mammalia, Rodentia, Muridae. Gene Ontology annotation, molecular function: RNA binding.